ACGCAGCAUUUAUAUUUAUGGGGAUUUUCAAAAACCCAUUGGCGUUUCAUAUCAAUUGCUUAUUUGAUUCUUUGAAUUGCGUUAUUUCCGGUGAAAAAUGAUUUUCUUUUGCUUCUUGGUUUUGGCGAGCGCACUCACGGUUCUCUACUUGAAGAGAAAGAGCAAAGAGCCGCCUCUUAAGAUUAGCAGCGAUGAGGACGGAGAGUAUGCCAGACUGGACCGGAAAAUCAGGGAUCUGCGUACGCGGCGCAGCGUGCCGGGCGACAAGUGCAUCGUGUGUCUGAUGGAUAUGAAGCAGGGAGACAUGCACUUCCUGAAUUGCUUCCAUGCUCUGGACAAUGCCUGUUUCGGGAUGUAUCGCGAUAUUUCCAGAUACUGCCCCAUCUGCUGGGAGCCACUGAAAUAAAUAGAAAUUGUUCAAUUGCAUGGCCAA
This is a messenger RNA of Drosophila rhopaloa, 433 nucleotides long. RefSeq lists its product as uncharacterized. The transcript has 2 exons. The coding region runs from base 98 to 406 and encodes 102 amino acids. The record is from RefSeq and is a predicted model, not a curated record. Lineage: Eukaryota; Metazoa; Arthropoda; Insecta; Diptera; Drosophilidae.